AUGGAGUAUCUCAGUUUGGAAACAAACACUCUUUUGAGUGGAACCAUUCCUGACGCGCUCUAUGGACUGCCAAACAUGAAAGAGCUGAAUCUUUUUCAGACCAGAAUCUCUGGCAGCCUCUCUCUAGACUUAGGCCAGUGGACAAACUUGCAACACUUGGAAAUUGGAAGCUUUCUCACUGGGUCCAUUCCACCUGCUCUUGGCAGUCUGAGCCACUUGGAGAAACUGAAGUUGGAUGGGAACAGUCUGACAGGUACACUUGUCCCACUACACCCCCUCAGUCGCCUACAACACUUGGAAUUGGCAGAGAAUCAGCUCAGUGGAUCUAUUCCUGCUGAUUUCUUCUCAAUCCCAGCCUGGAAGAGUACACUAUGGAAGCUUCAUCUGCAGGGCAACCUCCUCACAGGAAAGCUACCAGAUGAGAUUUGGACUCUCACCCAGCUCCAAACUAUACGACUGUCAAAUAAUUUGGAACUCACAGGCAGCCUUCCAGAGGGCCUUCAAGGGUUAACAACCCUCAUCAGGCUAGAUCUCAGCAACAAUGCUUUCACUGGGACCAUUCCCUUUGGAGCUUUUAGCAACAGCAGCAGUCAAUUUAGAACUUUCCAUGCUUAA
Seminavis robusta is the source of this 615-nucleotide messenger RNA. The record is from the annotation of a GenBank genome assembly. Lineage: Eukaryota; Bacillariophyta; Bacillariophyceae; Naviculales; Naviculaceae.